Molecule: messenger RNA, 2059 nt
Organism: Microdochium trichocladiopsis
Lineage: Eukaryota; Fungi; Ascomycota; Sordariomycetes; Xylariales; Microdochiaceae
Exons: 1
Coding region: 371-1969 (532 amino acids)
Cellular component (GO): endoplasmic reticulum
Molecular function (GO): ubiquitin binding
Source: RefSeq, a predicted model, not a curated record
CAUCCCACCUCGAGCACUCACCACCGUUGCACGCAGGGACCAAGCUUACCACGUCCUGCUCGAGUCCGCGGCUACUGGCAGCUGUCUAGAGCUAGUACUUUGUCCCGACAAAGCCGAGCCCUACGCCGCGAUUCACACCACCCUCCAUAAUCAACUGGUGGCCCUUCCAAUCGCUGGCCGCUACCACGCUUUGCACAAAACACACCAUCCAGGCGUAUUCCAGCCUCCACCCGACGACAGCCGAGGCUCGACUCGUACGUCCCCCUCCUCGCCUCGCCUCUUGGUGGCACAUCCUCCGGGAUACGGGCAUCUUAGCAACAAGCGUCACAUAGCUCUACCGUAGAUUGAAGCUGCCUCAGUGCCUCCGUCCAUGGCUACAGCCGCUGGUCCAGAGGUGGACCUGGACCAGCUCUCCGCGGAGCAGCAGGCUGCCCUCGAGCAGUACACAGCAGUCACCGCCCAGGACCAUGCAGAGGCUAUCCCCUUGCUUCAACGGUCGCAGUGGAAUGUACAGAUAGCCAUCGCCAAGUUCUUUGACGGUGAGGGCCCUGAUCCCCUGGCUGAAGCCAUAGCCGCCCAGGAUCACAUUCCGACACAGGCAUCCCGUUACGAGAAUCUGCAGGAGACGUUUGCAGAUGCGCCAUUCGGUACUGUCCGGCCCCCAAGAAGAAACGCACCAGCUCCUGCUCCUCGAAUAGUGCCUCAGCCUCCAAGUACACAUCGGCCGCCACUUCUGCUGGCAAUCUUCCUAGCCCCCUUCAACUUGGUCCAUCGCGCGACCACUGGAGUCUUUCGAGUCAUUGUCUACGUACUCGCAUUCCUACCGGCAGCAAUUCGACCUCGAGCCAUUACCACUUCGAUAACACAAGGUUUCAAGGGAACCUCGGGCCGCCGCAUGCUCCUGCCUCGCGACACUGCAGCCAGAUUCAAGCGAGAAUUCGAGGAAGAAUACGGGUCCAGCACCUUGCCAUUCUAUGAGGGUGGUUUUGCGCAAGCGUUGGACGAGGCGAAGAAGGACCUCAAGUUUCUCAUCAUGAUCCUCGUCUCUCCGGAACACGACGACACUGAGUCAUUCACCCGCGAAACGCUUCUUUCGCCUGAGGUCACCGCCUUCAUCAAUGACCCGCAGAACAACAUCGUUCUAUGGGGCGGGAACGUUCUGGACAGCGAGGCAUUCCAGGUAGCCACGGAGUACAAUGCGACCAAGUUCCCCUUCACCUGCGUCGUGUGCCUGACCCCUCGAGAGGGAAGCACACGCAUGAGCAUCGUGAAGCGAAUAGUAGGUCCUGUACCACCGCAGACAUACGUCGCCGAGCUGCAGACUGCAAUUACCAAAUAUGCACCAGAUCUCGCCGGCGUGCGAGCCGAGCGAACAGCACAGGAAGUGACGAGAAAUCUGCGCAACGAGCAAGAUUCGGCAUACGAACGAUCACUGGCGGCAGACCGGGAACGCGCGCGGCAGCGCAAGGAGGCUGAGGCUGCCGCAGCAGCAGCAGAGAAGCGUGCUCAAGAAGAAGCUGAAGCUGCUGAGCGCCUCGCCCGGCAAAGAGAAGAGUGGCGGCGCUGGCGUGCAACAACCAUAACGCCCGAACCCGACAACACUGUCAAUGCCAAGGACGUCGUGCGGCUUGCGCUGAAGAUGCCCGAGGAGUCCGGCGCGGGGAGGAUAGUGCGCAAGUUCACGGCGACCACGACCGUGGAAGAACUCUACGCCUUUGUCGACUGCUUUGAAUAUCUCGGGGCCGACGAAGAUGAUGAGAAGACGUCAGCGAAUAUUCAGGAGCCCAGUGGGUAUGAGCACGUUUACAACUUCAAGAUUGCCUCGCUCAUGCCUCGCGUCGUCUAUGAGCCAGACAAGGAUGGCUCAGCCACGCUUGGGGACAAGAUUGGGCGAUCUGGCAAUUUGAUCGUUGAAUCAUUUGCCAAUGACGAGGAGGAAGAAGAAAGCGAGGGCGAUAGCAGCACGUAGAACCAUUAGGCAUGCUGAAAGCCUAGCCCGGGAACGCCGUUGCAGGUGUUACAAUUUGAGGAGACGAUGAUGUCACGAUAUUAAUGAACA